Molecule: messenger RNA, 8161 nt
Organism: Temnothorax curvispinosus
Lineage: Eukaryota; Metazoa; Arthropoda; Insecta; Hymenoptera; Formicidae
Gene: Wdr62
Product: mitogen-activated protein kinase-binding protein 1
Exons: 25
Coding region: 888-7874 (2328 amino acids)
Biological process (GO): regulation of mitotic cell cycle; mitotic spindle organization
Cellular component (GO): mitotic spindle
Molecular function (GO): protein binding
Source: RefSeq, a predicted model, not a curated record
UCCGUCGUCACUCUUACUCGUCGUCUUUUCUCGUUUAGUUUCUCUUGUUCUUUUAGUGCACGAAAUGCGGAAAUUUCAUUGUUUUUCAACAUUAGCUAUAGGAUUUGAAAUCGCAUCGAUACGAAGUGUCAAGUGUUUUCCGAACAAAGUGAUUUUUUGUUGUGGAGAUAGAAAAUGCGUCGAAAAGAUGAAGGAACACGCACAAACGGUGACUGUGCGAAUGAAUUAAAAAUUUGUGCCGGUUGAAUUUUAAUUUAACAAUAAUAACGGAUGACGUCACGAAUGCAAAAACGAUCGUACACUUUCUUAGAGUUAGGGAUGCACGUAAAGGAAAUAUUAUGAGUUUAUCGCGACAUUUUUUAGGUUUGAGCAAAACCGCCUUAAAAGGGUGAAAAAUAUCUAAUUUUUUGUUAUAUUUCUUUCUUCGGAUGUUUUCACUUGUAAAAAUAUGUUUAAUUAUGUUUAAUUAUUGUAUAUGCGCAUACAUCGUGCAUAUGCAUGAUCAUGAAGCGUGACGUAAUUGAAGAAAGAAUGAUAAUAGUAUCAUGAAUAUUUUGCCUUUGGGAGGUUUUGCAAUGAGCCGCGAACGUGCAUCCUUUAAAAUUUUAUGAAAGAAAUAUGCCUCGGGAAGUUAAUAAUGAAGCUUCAUCGAAACUGAUAAGCUCGGAAACGACACGAGUUGGGGGAUAUAUGAUCAUCGCGAGAUACUUGGUGAUUGAAAAAUUACUUUACACGCGAGAAACGUGAACGUACUACGCAUCUUUUAGUGCGUAUUAAAAAACAAUGGAAAAAAUCGUGUAGAUGUGUGGACUAAGAGAGCAGACGAGAAGCAGAAAGAGGAGGGAAAGAGAAAAAGAGAUACAUAUAUAUUCGCGAUAUUUUGAAAAAUGGCUUUAAUAAUACCUAGGAACAAUUCGCCCAUUGUACGCGACAAGGAGACUGUUCCAGCAUACGACAUCAAGCUAGAACGAGUGCUGGGUGUAACUGUUUCCAGCAAUGCAGCCCUCGAUUGUGAUAAGACCAGUGAAUUGGUCGCUUAUCCAGCUGGUUGCACCAUCGUGCUGUUUAAUCCACGACGAAACAGUCAAGCACACGUAUUGAAUGCCUCGCGGAAGACUGUGACCUCCCUAGCGCUCGCCGGUGACGGUAAACUCUUAGCCACCGGUGAAUGCGGUCAUAUGCCGAACGUCCGUGUCUGGGAUAUUUCCGAUCCGCACAACGCCGUGCAAAUCGCGGAAUUUCCGGGACAUAAGUACGGCAUCAACUGCGUGGCGUUCUCGCCCAGCAACAAGUACGUUGUAUCGGUCGGUUCGCAGCACGACAUGAUUGUGAAUGUUUGGGAUUGGCGGAACAAUGUCAAAGUAGCAUCCAAUAAAGUUUCGAGCAAGGUGAAGGCCGUCUGUUUCGCGGAGAAUGGCACGUAUUUCGUUACCGUGGGUAACAGGCACGUCAAGUUUUGGUACUUGGAGUAUUCGCGUAGCGCCAAGUACAAAGAACCCGUGCCUUUGAUGGGUCGUUCCGCUAUAUUAGGAGAGCAGAGAAAUAAUGAUUUCGUUGACGUAGCCUGCGGUAGGGGAGAGAUGGCAGAUUCUACGUAUGCGAUAACCAAAACGGGUCUGUUGUGCGAAUUUAAUAACAGGAGGCUCUUGGACAAGUGGGUCGAGCUUCGAACGAGUAGUGCCAAUUGCAUGGCGAUCGGGGAUAAAUAUAUUUUUAUCGGAUGCGCCGAGGGUAUUGUAAGAUGUUUUAGUCCUAACACACUUCAGUUUAUCACCACAUUACCGAGGACACAUUACUUGGGAGUAGACGUUGCACAAGGAUUGUCUAUCAGCCAUAUGUCUCAACAUCCGCCUAACGCGAGGUAUCCGGACGCGAUCGCGCUGGCAUUCGAUGAGCGAAAUAACAAACUGACUUGCGUGUACAACGACCAUAGCAUCUACGUUUGGGAUGUGAGGGAUAUCAAGCGGGUCGGCAAGUCGCACUCGUUCCUGUACCAUUCGGCCUGCAUCUGGGGCGUCGAGAUGUAUCCGACCGAUUCAGAUUCCGUCGGUGCGAUGCCGCCCGGAAGUUUCAUCACCUGCUCCAGCGACGACACAAUAAGGGUCUGGAAUUUGGAGAGGGAUAGCACGCCAAAUGAUACCUUAUACAAGCGGAACAUUUAUAGCAAUGAAUUGCUCAAGGUGUUGUACGUGGAUCCGGAGUUGACUUACCUGAAGGAUCUGGACUUGGCCGCCGCGGGAUCCGCCGAAAAGAGCGACGCAUCUUACGACGGUCGUAACGGCGUGAGAUCGAUAAGAGUCGCUCCUGACGGCAAGCACCUCGCUUCCGGGGAUAGAUCCGGUAAUAUCAGAAUCCACGAUGUUUCUUCAUUGGAAGAGUUAUGCCUGAUAGAAGCGCACGAUGCCGAAGUGCUGUGUCUAGAGUAUUCCAGGUUCUCACGACAUUCGCUGGACGCCCCUAGACUACUAGCAAGCGCGUCUCGCGACAGAUUGAUUCACGUUUUUAGCGUCGAUCAGGGAUACAAUUUUCUGCAGACGCUUGAUGAUCAUAGCUCUUCCAUUACCGCGGUUAGAUUUUUUAAUCAAUUGAAUCAAUGUAAUCAGAUACAGAUGGUAUCCUGCGGCGCGGAUAAGAGUAUUAUUUUUAGGCAAUUGCAAUCAACGCCAGGCGGAAUGCCGCAAUUUGCUAGGGGUCGCAAUGCUCAGGGAAAAACCACUCUGUAUGACAUGGAAGUCGAUUCUGGACAGAAGCAUGUGUUAACCGCCUGUCAAGAUAGAAAUAUCCGAGUUUAUAAUGUUACUACAGGGAAACACAGCAAGACUUUUAAAGGUUCCGUUAGUGACGACGGAUCGCUGAUUAAAGUUGUUCUAGAUGCGUCCGGUAUUUAUGUAGCUACCUCAUGUACAGACAAAACGUUAUGCGUGUACGAUUAUUAUAGCGGCGAGUGCAUGGCCACUAUGGUUGGUCAUUCAGAACUGGUGACUGGUUUGCGCUUUAGCCCAGAUUGUCGUCACCUUGUGUCUGCGAGCGGUGACGGCUGCGUCUUCGUGUGGCGUAUUCCGCACGACAUGGUCGUGACCAUGCAGGCUCGUCUAGCUCAGCAAGCGAUGCGCGCCGGCAAGAAACCGCUCCAAGUCAACGAUGGCGAAAUCGACAUACGAUUGGAUAAUGAAACCUUUGGAUCGCCUCCAUCGGAUCUUCUCGAUCCCAACUCGAAUCCAACGCUCCAGAGCGUAGAUUACAGAUUCAGCGUCGGUCAGUUACCGCUAUGGGCGAAGAAACAAAUAAAUACCACGAAUGUUGACGAUAGCGCUGCUCUGAACUCAAAUGUCAGGUCUCUCGGUGUCGAUCUGCCAAAGGGACGAUGGGCACAAAGGGUUCAACAGAGCGACGGUAUCACCGUCAAGUCUGUCUAUGACAGCGACGAAGUUAUACCGUUUCCUCCGUCGCGCAAUGCCAUUGACUCGGAUGGCGGUGGUGGCGGUGGCGGUGGUGGCGACUCGAAGGACAGCUCCAUCGACAGCGGCACAGAGACGAAAUGCAGCAGCGACUAUCGUCGAGAAACGAUGAUUAACAAAAGGGAAGAAGAGGAAAGUGUAUUUCAAUCUUGUCCCAAAAGUUAUAGAGAGAUAGAAAAUGAAACGAAACAGGCGAUUGACGAUAAGGUGACAGUAAGAAAUAAUAAUUUUACGGACGUGACACGUCACGCGAGAAGUCGUCAUCACACCGACGAUAGCAGUCUUGGCAGCUUUAAAUUUGAGGAUCAUGAAAGCACCGAACAUGAUGGGGAUGUCGAAGAUUAUUCCGAAGGGGAAAACGGAACGACUAGUUCUGAAAAGUCACACCAUAGGUUAAUGUAUUAUCCCCCACCAGAAGAUAUUGUAUCAAAUCAGUUUACCGUUAAUGCGAUGGACGUUGAGGAACUUCGAAGGUCACAAAGGCGUCAAAAGAAGUUGAAGAACGCGGAGAAUGGUCGGACGAGUGAAUUAACCGCGUCUGGCAGUCAGGAUGAAUCUGAUUCAGAAGGCGGGGCGUCGACUCCUAGCGCCGAGAGAAAUCCGUUGUCUAUAUUAUCCGAAGCUAGUUCUGAAGGUUUUGAUCAGCUUUCUAAACAGAGUCACAGGGAAAAAUAUCUGAAGAAUGCCUUCGAGUCGCUUAGCGGCGCGGAAGAACCACCAAAUCGUGCGAAAGCAACAAGUAUUAGCUCUCAGUUUCACGGGAGACUUAGUGGCGGUGAAGGUAACGCUGCUGCCAAAAUACGUAAUGCGGCGGUGGUUAACGCGACAAAACAUGCGAGAGGCGACAUUGAUGUUGCAAAAAAACGGGAAGAGUUACAGAGAAGGAUAGAGGAAACCAGAAGAAAAUUACAAAGUGUGGGUUAUAGAUCGUUACUGAAAUCCAGCCAAAGCAUAUCCGACUUGAGCAGUCACAUACAAGAAAAGCAUCAUCGUUCAAACAGGCUCAGCACAGGUAACAGAUCCGGUCAACUAAACCAAUUUUCAAAACCGCGUAAUCCCUGCAAACCUAUGCUAAAUCCAAAACCCACGUUUAAAUCCCAAGAAUCCAACAAAGUUAACAAGGUCCAAGGUAUGGGGAAUGCGUUACCUAAACCAGAGAUACCAAGUGAAAACUGCUUGUUGAAAAGUCCAACUAUGUUGUGCAUCAAUGAGAAAGUAAAAAAACCAACUUUUAGCCGUCCGUUAACGUUGACAUUAAAAAAAACUGAAAAGUAUAAGCUGUCUUUGAAUAAGGCUAAUCAAUCUUUGCCCGAAUCUCCUGUAUGCGAGGAAUUGAAGUUAUUGAAAGAGCAGUGUAAGAAGAAUAUCAGUCGGUUUGCAAGAUUUGCUCAGAAGAGAAGGUCUUGCAGUUAUUUUAUCGGUCUGAAUGAUAAUGAGAAGGAUAUGGAGAACGUUGCAAAAUCUUUCGAAAGCUUACCCGCUAUGAACGAGCGUAAUAUGGAGAAUUUUAAAGAGACCGUCGACGAUGCCGACGAGGGGAACGGCACGUUCAGCGACGAUUCACUGGAAGGAGAUCUCAAGAAUCCACCUCGGCGUUGUGUCAGCGACUAUCAGAUUAACGUUCAUAUGAAUGACUACAGAAGUUAUUCGACGUAUCAGGAUAUUCAGAAGAAGAUUUUAACUGGUUCUCAAGAGAGUGUACUCUCGGAUGCCUCUGUUGAAUCGUUCUCUAAGGGAAGCGCCGAGAUUCUGGAUUACGAUCACGAUAGACACUCGAGCGCGAGCUUCUUCCUAUCUCGACGCAAGAUGCAGGAGAGCAGAAGUCAGGAGAGUAUAUUAACUGAUGAGUCGGACUACCAGAUGUUUCCAUUACACGAAAACGCUGAUCAUCGAAGUACAGAGAGCGUGUUAACCGACGACUCGGACUCUUUAGUGAAAUCAGCACCUUUGGAAAUGUUAUUCGACUCUCAUUACAAGCGAAAGAGGCAAAAUUCCGAGACUUACAGUGGAAAUCCUAAUAAUAUCACAGAGACCACCACGGAUGACGUACAAACGUCCACCACGGAGAACACACUGUACAGAGCGGUAUUUAGAUCGAAGUCUUUGCAGGACACUAGAAUCAGCAAAGCGAGGAACACGACGACGUUCGCAGAAGACACUGCAUCACUGAAAACUCAAGUUUACUGUGAAUUCAAUUUUGAUAAUGAGCACAAGGACGAUGCGGAUGGGACGAUUUGCAGCGGAUCGGAAACUAUUCCGUGUAGCACGAGCCUGAAACCGGAAUCGAUGAUGAUCCUGAAUGAUUUCGUUGCUCACAAACCACCGAAACCUAAGAGAAACUCGUCCCGCACUCAGAGUAUGCGCAACAGAGCUAGACCAGCCUGGAAGUACAUUGACACGCCGCUCUCAUCGCCUGCUUUAAAAAGCGUAACCGAUUCCGACAAUUACACGGCAUCCUCCAUGAGUUCAGCUUGUUCCGAAUAUCGAGUUACGUCGAGCGAUAAGAAGACUAAGCGAGAUUUACUCGAUACCGAAGUAAUGCAACAGUUCUUGCAGUCUGCAAAUUUUACACUGCAAUCUGACGAUAAUAAAGACAGCGGAGGCGAAUUCUACAGUCUGCAGACUUGCGCCGAUAAGAAUGGUAUGCAGGAUGAGUUGAUGUAUGACAAAAACGACUCUUCGCGUCUAACGAGAAAUCAUCAUAUAACGAAGAUUCACGACACGAGAGAGGGACACGGCGUAUCAUACGAUAGGGAACAAGUAAAUUUAUUCGAGAACGAUAUUCCAACGAAGGAUAUGUACGAAACUUACGAUUCAUUGGAGCCCGGCGGAGUUUCCUGCGACCCGCAAAGAGAAGAGUUAUCGCUCAGUAGUUCGAAUUUGCAGACCACCAAUGAACGUAUCGACGAUCUCAACGCGAGCGUGGAUUUUCGGAUAACUCGCGCGAUCGAGGGCACCGUGAAGUUACUCUCGAAGGAAUUCGAGAAUCUAGUGAAGCAAAAGCAAUACUUGACGAGGGAGAGGUGUCUACGACUGACGCACGGUCAAGAGACGAGCGAGAACUUCGCCAAGUUGGAGGCCGAGCGUGAUGGUAGAUUUUACGCGGUCAGACGCGAUAUACGACUGCACUCGUGCGGCGAGGACAGCGACUGCGCCGAUGUGUCGACGAUGGACAGGUCGCUGAUGGAGAGCGGCUCCUCCACGUCCGCCUCAAGUUGCACCAACUCGCCUAAGAGAAUGUGGCCGCCCGCGUCGCGCUGUCCGAGUCACACAAGUCACAAGUGGACGAAAACUCUGCCGACAAUUGAUCAAACGAUUUUUGCUACAAAGUAUCCUUAUGCAGUUUCAGGAAAGUUAGGAAGUAAAAAUGUAAGUGCAACAUCAAGAUUUGGUGGCGGUGCCAAUUCUAGCAGCCAAUCCAGAUAUGUUUCAGGAAAAACUCACUCGACUCACAUAACAAGAAGCAGCAGCGUUGGUGUUUUAAACCAAAGUGACUCGGAAUCGGAUGCCGGUAUAGCAGGAGGAGCUAGAGGGUGGAAUGGCCAAUCUAGCAUUAACAGUAGGACAAGCGGUCUGAUGAGACCGACGAUUAGUUCUCAAAAUAAAAUUAAUCAUCAAAAUAAAUCGAGUUCUUCUAGUAACAAUGUUUCAUCAAUCUUGAGAAGACGAGGAAUGCAAGGGGCUUUCUCGACUGUUAAUCUAAGUCAAGUGGGAAAUCAAGAAGAUUCGAGUUCGGAAGAUACCUCGUCGAAUGGAAAUGGAGGAAAACCGGCACUACCGCCAAGACCUAGAAGCAUCAGUAUCGAUCAUUCCUCUGCUAGUUUAAGUUUACCCGGUACAACGGUAAGAAAAUCUGGAUCGGCAAUCAUCACAAAUGGCCGGAAUGGUGCCGGUGCGAUCGGGCAAAAUGGAAGUAGGAUAUCCGCGGCGAAUAGAAAUCAGUUGGAGCCUAGUCCACAUGAGCUACCAGUUAAGGACACCGAUCGCGCUAUUGAUGUAGCUAGUGUCGAACUAGGCAUGGAUAAAACAUUAGUCUCCACACAAUUAUGCAACACGAUCGCGGAUGAGCUUACACGCACUGCGGACAACGUCGUGCAAUUGUACAAACGUUUGAUGAUAGACAACGACGACGACCCGUCUAGAAGAGCGAUCGAUCGGGAUACGAUGCUACGUGGAUUAGAGUCGUCUGUUAACGAAACCAUGCGUACUUUACGACUGGUCGUUGCCAGCGGUGGUGAGAACGACAACGAUGGAAGUAGCGGAAGCGUCGUCACUAAUGAAGCGACGGUGAAGUUUCAAGAAUUACUCGCGGGUCAGGAUCAGGGCAAGGUAGUCAAUAUGAUGCAGCAAUAUUCAGAACUACUCUUAACUAUGAUGCAACAGAGGAUGGGAGGAACUCAAUCAAGUCACACAUAAAUCCGUCCGUCUGGAGAAUUGAUAAGGAAAAUGUGAUUGCCAUCGUUAUUUAAGGCUCCUGGGUAGUCACCGCGGCCAUAUUGGAUUCUUACUAUCGAGGCGAGGAAAACACCUAAUUUUAAGUUGCGGUAUUUUCCGAAAUAAAAAGACAUUUCAAUAAAAAAUCACGACAGAUCGUUUCAGCACACUUCAAAAAUUGACCGGAUACUAUCCUUUUCCCUCGACAAUAAACAAACAGCCAUAAAACAAAGCCUAAACAUACGGAAAACAAGCCGUUUGACGACUAU